Molecule: messenger RNA, 831 nt
Organism: Clavispora lusitaniae ATCC 42720
Lineage: Eukaryota; Fungi; Ascomycota; Pichiomycetes; Serinales; Metschnikowiaceae
Cellular component (GO): cytoplasm
Source: RefSeq, a predicted model, not a curated record
AUGUCUCAGUGGGACGACGUUCCUUCCGAGGCUCCUCCAAGUUACAACGAGGCACUACAGAGUCCUCCAGUUCCUCCACAGAGACCGCCUGCUACACCACAGCGGCCCCAAAAUGCAUAUUCUGGUCCUCCCUCCGGCUCUAGGCCCCCGGAAAAGUCUUCUGGUGCUCCUCGUCCACCCAGUAGACCUUCGGGGAACUUUUCUGGUGCUCCUCCUCAACAGGGUCCCAGCCUGAGCCUGAGCCAAGGAUUCACACGUCCACCCAAUGGCCCUAACACGAGCUCGCUUUAUUCCAACAACCAGUCGCUUCCAUUCAAGUACCCAAGAGGCUAUCUUUGCAAAAAAUGCAAGAACACUGGCUUCAAAGAGAAAACGGGCAAGCCAUGUAUGGACUGUUGGAAGAAGUUUCUUGGCCCAGAACCGUAUAACCCGAAUCCACAGCUUCCCUUCCGCUACCCUAGACGAUACUUGUGUGAGAAAUGCCUCAACACAGGCUCCAAGUUGAAGAAUGGAAAACCUUGCCAAGAUUGUUACACAUAUCUAGCUCCACGGAACAAUGUCAGUAUGACCUACGCGGUUCCUGCUCUGCCUUUCUCCUCGGGUCCAGUACUUGCAUCACCGGCGUAUGGCCCUCAGUACGGACCUCAGUAUGGGCCUGGGCCUAACAGGGUCCAGGUUGCUCCUGGUGAUCCAAGAUUGGGAGGUUAUCUAUGCGGGAGAUGUCGUGGUUCCGGACUUGUUACGUUUCUUUUGGACCAAGAGUUGUGUCCUGUGUGUGGUGGCUUGGGCAGAAUUCUUAAUGGACAGCCUUCGACGGGCUACUAUGUGUAA